AAAUGAUUGGUGCGUCACAUCGACAAUUCGUGAAAAUUUUCAGAAGCGGUCAAAUCAAGACGUUUUUAGAUUUGAAUUCAGUUCAGCCACACCAUGUCUGGUAACGUCCAUUCUUCAAGUAACGAAGAUAAUGCCAUCGUGAUGAUGCAUGAUAUAGGACGAAUCUUCAAUGAUACUAUGUUAUCUCGAAGACUUACAAGUUGGGACAAUUUUGAGACCUGUUUGAAAGAAGUACAUAAGUAUACGCAUACUAAGUACGUUAUGUCAGUAUGCAAAAAGAACAGUGAUGAUCCAACUCCAGAGUACUUUUUCGUGAGAUAUGUCUGUACAUAUGGACGUAGACGCAGUUCGGUAGAGUCAGAUGCUUGCGUUCAGGAUGUAGAUGAUGAUAGUAAUAAUCAUUCUUCUGAAGAGCGUACAAUGUCUAACUCGCCAACACAACCUAGGCAAAGGAGACGACAUCGGUCAUCUACGUAUGCCUUACUUCAAAUGAAUUUAUCCUUAAGGUCGAAAUAUUGCGUUUCAAUGACUUCAUGCUGCCCUCUGGUCAUAUUUUGUAUGCACAUCCUAAAGAUCUGAUUCGUGGAGGUAUGUUUGUUCCUUUAUCUUUAUAAGUUUUGUAGGCUUAUUUCGACAUGGCAACCGAUGGACAAGAAAAUACAUAAUGGACCUAGUUCUUCGUGCGCUGGACAACAUCUCAAUCUCUACAGAGAGAUGAUCUGCUAGAGAAGUUCACUAGCAACUACCACUCAAUCCAUGCUCUUAGUGAACCUUUGGCAAGUAAACUCAUCCGUUCAUGCCUCGAAGCAUCGGAAGACAUAUGCGCACAAGUGAUGAGUUCAAUCGGUGCUAAUGAUGAAGCUACAACGUCAGAAUCCAUUGUUAAUACAGACCAUAGCUAUGCUUCUUGAUAACAAGAAGUUCUAAUAUUGUAAUCUUUUUAGUUUUACAUAAAUUCAUGUAUGUGGCCA
Molecule: messenger RNA, 971 nt
Organism: Schistosoma mattheei
Lineage: Eukaryota; Metazoa; Platyhelminthes; Trematoda; Strigeidida; Schistosomatidae
Source: the annotation of a GenBank genome assembly